Molecule: messenger RNA, 1417 nt
Organism: Porites lobata
Lineage: Eukaryota; Metazoa; Cnidaria; Anthozoa; Scleractinia; Poritidae
Source: the annotation of a GenBank genome assembly
AUGGUAACAAAGAUCAUCAUGUCAACUUGGUGUGGUAUUCUAAGUUUGCAAGCGAUAGUUGGAAACUCGCUUGUCUUAUGGUUGAUAGCAAAGAACAAGUCACUAAGAACAAAUGCGAAUUUGUUCAUAACAUCACUAGCCGUGGCAGACCUAUUGGUAGGACUUAUCAUUGCUCCAGUAUGGAUCAUCUUUAGGUGUUCGCAAUCCAACAAGGAUAAAUAUGAACACAAGUAUGCGUUUAGUAUUGACUAUCUUUGGAUUCAUACAACGGUUGCUACAACCUUUAACUUAUGCUGUGUGACGCUGGACAGGCAUAUUGCUAUUUUCCACCCUCUACGAUACCAAAGCUUUCUUACUAAAAAACGGUGUUAUGUGGCAAUAGCCCUGGUAUGGUUAAUGUCCGUAGUCCUUCCUUGCUCGAGGUUCAUUGUUAUGAAGAGUUCGGCUAUAGUGUUAUUGUGGAUGUCAUUCACGGUCGUUACUGUUUUAAUACCAGUGAUGAUUAUUACAUUCAGUUCAAUUCUGAUUUUAAAAGCUGCUGCACGGCAGUGCAAGAAACUUAUCAUAGCGAAUAACUUUUGCCUAGAAGCAAUCAAGAGAAGUAAAAAGAAUUACAAGGCUACCAAGACUGUCUGCAUAGUGGUGGGUCUGUUUUUGGUUUGCUGGAUGCCUUGUCUAGUCACUUCGUUUGUCAGGAGCCCAUAACCCGGAGCGUUCAACUGCCAUAAAUUCGUGCAACGGCGUUUUUACAAGUGAGUUUAUUUUUAGAUAAGCUUUUCCCGCUAAAAAUAACUGCUCCACGAGGUCAAUUCCUCCAUUUAAUCGUCGUUUAGACUGUUAGUAGCUCGCUUGGACCUUUUCACAGUCGGCUAUUUCGAAGAUGAUUUCGAUUUAAUUCCCUUUGCGCGAAUUAUGCGUUAUCGCCGAUGAAGUAGAGACGUCCUGGCUAGGUUUUGCAAAUCUUGCUCUGAACUGCUAGUUUCCGUGUAAAUACUGAAAUUGUCGCUUGAAGUACCGUCAGAAGACUCCUCUUCAACGUGGAGUUGUCCUAGUUACGCAAUUGCUAGUUAUUGCUUUUUGAAAGCAAUUCGCGGGAAAGGCUUAUCUAAAAAUAAACCUACUUGUGAAAACGCCGUUGCAUAGGUGCAGUAUGGAAGUUAGACGCUCCGGGUUAUGGGCUCCUGCGUUUGUGAAUUAUUUCACUCAUUGUGGUCUAUUUUGCUAUUACUACACCGUAUGGAUCUACGUAGAAGUGACUGCAUUUUCCUCCUCGGGAAUAAACCCGUGGGUAUAUUGCUUACGACAUGACGAAUUUUAUAAAACACUGACUGCCACCUUUCGACCUCGAAGAAGACAAAUUUCUUUGGAUCAGAAUCGUUUUCAUCAAACAAAAUCAUGCGUUCAGCGGCAGAGAUAG